AUGUUGGCCUCAGAUAGCACAGUGAGAACUCCAAGAAGGGCUCAGUCGUCGCUCUCUAAUCCGUCCUCGGACCCAAUGGAGUCUACGAGGAAAAGGCAGAGCAAAAAAGACGACCAGAUUCGUAAGAAAAUUGAGCACGAUCUGAGAAAAAAGAACAAUGUUAGUAUGGUUUCGAACCUAGGCUCGCCACAAAAGCGUUCCAAGGGUAGUUCGGGUGCAGCAGGUACAGUGAUGUCCCUGAAACCCUCAGAGGCAGUGAUUUGCAAACCCACAAACACCGUCUACGAGGCAGCACAGCUCAUGUCUGUCACCAAGGAAAACUGUGUUUUGGUGGUUGACGAUGAGGGCCUACUUUCAGGUAUCUUCACCGCAAAGGAUCUAGCAUUUAGAAUUGUUGGAUCGAAUUUGAAUGCAAACCAGACCACUAUCGAUCAGAUCAUGACCCCUAAUCCAAUGUGUGCUAAGGUCUCUACUUUAGCCUCUGACGCGCUCUCUCUCAUGGUCAACAAGGGGUUCAGACAUCUCCCUGUGGUCAACGAGGGCAAUCAGAUAGUGGGUGUUUUGGAUAUCACCAAGUGUUAUAAUGAAGCAAUGACCAAGCUUGAGAGGAUGUAUGAGAGCUCAAAAAGGCUGUACGAUGCUAUGGAAGGUGUCACAGAAGAGCUCGGACCAGCUAGCCAGCCUCUCCAUGUUAUAAAGUAUUUUGAGAACUUGAAGAACCUAGUGAGCGGUCCAACUUUGAACUCUGUUCUCUCGGAAAGAACUAUUCCUGUGUGCUGCGACAUCAAAACGACAGUUUACGAAGCUGCAAUUCUAAUGAGAGACAACAAGACCACAGCAGUUUUGGUCAAAGAUUCCAAAAAUAACGACGAGGUGACGGGCAUCUUUACAUCAAAGGAUAUUGUUCUCAGAGUGAUUGCUGCUGGUAUCGAUCCAAGAACUUGCUCCGUGAUCCGUGUGAUGACUCCUAAGCCUUCUUAUGCCUUGGCUAGUAGCUCCAUUCACCAAGCUCUCAGACAAAUGUUUGAAGGUCGUUAUUUGAAUCUUCCAGUUGUGGAUGACGAUAACAGUGAAAUCGUGGGUGUCGUGGAUGUUCUGAAACUCACUUAUCACACUCUGAACCAGCUGCAGUCCAUCCAAAUGAUCCACAAUGGGGAUUCUGAUGCCAAGUCAAAUGAGGAAAAAGAGGGUCCAGCUUGGAACAAAUUCUGGACGUCGUUGGACAACGACACCACCUCCCUGCAUUCGGCCUCGCUUGCUGACGUGACCCAAUCUGAAUUGGCUCAAUUCAAUGUCUCCACAAACGACGCUGUGAAGCCAUCGGAUUCAAUUUCGUUUUCGGGAGCUCCAGAGACCUCGUCGUCAGCCUUGAAAGCUCCACAGGUGGAAGUUGACUUUGACGAACCGGUCUUUUUCAAAUUCAAGUCUCCGCAGGGAAGAACCCACAGAAUCAGUUGCAAGCCUAGCGAGGGUAUUCAGUCUUUAAGGGAAUUAAUUGAGUCUAAGCUUUCCAGACAGGAGAUCAGAACUCUUCUGACUCCCCCAGAAGAUACUGAAACUGGCCAAGUGUUCGAGCCUGCAGAGCAGUUUGCCAUUUCCUAUGUCGACGAUGAGAAUGAUUUGGUUGCUAUAACAUCGGAUCAGGACCUGAAAGACUGCAUUGUCGUGUUGACUAGCUUAAACAAAGAUAAGAUCAACUUGAUUGUCCACCACCCCGACCAGAACGUGGAUGUGGCUUCUAUUCUCAAUUCUGCCAAGGCUUCUAGCCCAAGCACAGGUCUGCCAAACGACACUAUCCGCGAACUGAUUUUGCCUGGCGUACUAUUUGCUCUUGCAGCCUCAGUGGUGGUGGCCUUUACUAUUUCUCGGAAAUGA
Ogataea angusta is the source of this 1875-nucleotide messenger RNA. RefSeq lists its product as uncharacterized. The coding region runs from base 1 to 1875 and encodes 624 amino acids. Gene Ontology annotation, molecular function: protein binding. The transcript has a single exon. The record is from RefSeq and is a predicted model, not a curated record. Lineage: Eukaryota; Fungi; Ascomycota; Pichiomycetes; Pichiales; Pichiaceae.